Molecule: messenger RNA, 5528 nt
Organism: Cottoperca gobio
Lineage: Eukaryota; Metazoa; Chordata; Actinopteri; Perciformes; Bovichtidae
Product: bromodomain-containing protein 4-like
Biological process (GO): regulation of DNA-templated transcription; chromatin remodeling
Cellular component (GO): chromatin; nucleus
Source: RefSeq, a predicted model, not a curated record
GGGGGCCCCCCCCCGGCCCCUGCCAGGUCCUAUCUGCUCAAACUGUCUGCUCAGUCCCUGCAACCCACCUCCGCCAUGGGAGACGGUCUGGAGGCUGGCAGCAGCCAGAACCCUCCCUCUGCCCCGCCGCCUCUCUCCUUCAACCCCCCAGCCCCGGAAAUAUGGAACCCCUCCAGACCCAAACGACAGACCAACCAGCUGCAGUUCCUGCUUAAAGAGGUGUUGAAGACUUUGUGGAAACAUAACUUUGCGUGGCCCUUCCAGGCUCCUGUAGAUGCCAUCAAACUCGGUUUACCUGACUACUACAAGAUCAUCAAGAUCCCGAUGGACAUGGGCACAAUAAAGAAACGUCUGGAGAACAACUACUACUGGAACGCCCAGGACUGCAUCCAAGACUUCAACACGAUGUUCACAAACUGCUACAUCUACAACAAGCCUGGGGACGAUAUUGUCCUAAUGGCGGAGGCCUUGGAAAAAGUCUUUCUGCACAAGAUCACGGAGAUGCCGCAGGAGGAGUCGGAGAUGGCUGUGGUCACCAAGGGACGCCGCGGGGGCAGACGGGAGCCAGGUCUGAUCACAAAGUCCGACUCGGGCCAGGACUCCUCGUCGCCCUCCACCUCCCCCCACACACGGGGCUUCUCACCCCCCUCCACCACCCCGCAGACUCGUACAGUGCCCAUCCUUCAGGGCCCCCCCGCCCUGUCCCUAGCCCAACCUCUGGCCCAGCCUCAGCCCCCCCGCGUGCCUCCUACACCCACCUCCCACGCGCCUCACCUGGGACCCCCGUUUCCCCUCUCAACACCUGAAGUCCUGUCCCAGUGCAUGACCUCUGUUCCCCCCUCAGCUCCGACGCACCCUGGCCUCCAUCCCGCCCCGAUGCUGCAGAGCGCCCCCUCCCUCAUCAAGCAGAGGAAGAGCCAGAAGAGGAAAGCAGACACCACCACGCCCACCGCCAACGACCAGCUCAGUGAAUCUUCUCCCGUCUCUGCGGAGACUCGUCUGCGGCGAGAGAGCGGUCGGCCUUCGAAGACGCCCAAAAAAGAGACGUCUCAGCCGGACUCUCAGCAUCACCCGGGGGGCGGUUUGGAGACGGCGGGGGGGGCGGUGACGCAGACGCAGACUCGGCAGGAGCAGCUGCGUUCCUGCUCGCGCGUCCUUAAAGAGUUGUUGUCCAAGAAGCACAACGGCUACGCCUGGCCCUUCUACAAGCCCGUCGACGCCAAAGCACUCGGCCUGCACGACUACCACGACAUCAUCAAGCACCCCAUGGACCUCAGCAACAUCAAGAAGAAGCUUGACAACCGGCAGUACAGAGACGCUCAGGAGUUUGCAGCAGACGUCCGGAUGAUGUUCUCCAACUGUUACAAGUACAACCCCCCCGACCAUGAUGUGGUUGGCAUGGCGCGCAAAUUACAGGACGUGUUUGAGAUGCGUUUUGCCAAAAUGCCAGAUGAGCCAGAGGAGCCCGCCCCUGUUCCCACCCCGUCGUCGGCCCUCCACCCCACCCCCUCCGCUCGACAAGCCCCGCCUCCUCUCGCCGUCUCGGAAGACGACGGCUCCAGUUCCUCCGAGUCGGAGUCCUCGGGAGCAGACUCGGAGCACGAAAGGCAACACCGAUUGGCUGAGUUACAGGAACAGCUGAAGGCUGUGCACGAGCAGCUGGCAGCGCUCGCCCAGCCCCCCGUCUGCAAGCCCAAGAAGAAGGAGAAGGAGAAGGAGAAGGAGAGGGAGAGGAAGGAGAAAGAGAAGGAGAAGAAGAAGCACAAGAGGAAGAUGGGAGCGGAGGAACCUGUGGAGGCCCCUCCCUCAGUGAUGCUGCAGACGUCUAAGAAGAACAAGAGCAGCAAGGAGCCGAUCGUUGUGAAGAAGGACAGGAAGAAGCCCGGAAAGAAGGAGUUUAAAAACAGUCGCCCAGUCGUGGCUUCCCAACCGGGGCCGACCCCCCUCGUGCCCUCAGCCUCUCUCGAAGCAGAAGAUGAACUGGAUGUAUUUGGGGGCGUGUCCUCCGACAGGUGCAGGCCGAUGUCAUACGAGGAGAAGCGCCAGCUGAGCCUGGACAUCAACAAGUUGCCUGGCGACAAGCUGGGCCGCGUCGUGCACAUCAUCCAAACACGCGAACCUUCGCUGAAGAACUCCAACCCGGACGAGAUCGAGAUCGACUUCGAGACGCUGAAGCCCUCCACGCUGAGAGAGCUGGAGAAAUACGUUUCCAGCUGCCUCAAGAAGAAGAAAAAGGCGUCAGCAGAGAAGCCUCUGGAAACCACGAACGUGACAAAGAUGAAGAUGGGAUCCUCGUCUUCAGGCAGCAGUGACUCCUCCGACAGUGAAGACUCUGAGAUUGGGCUGGUUCCCAAGCUGCAGAGGAAGAUCUCCACUAGCAAAGAGCCCAAGAGGCUGCACCCUCUGUCCCUCAGUACAGCUCCUCAGCCGCCGCCACCACCGCCACCGCCGCCACCGCCACCGCCUCAAGUGGUCCAGUCCAAGCCCCCCCCUGUGCAGUCUCUGGAAGCCUCGCAGAUCAUGGCCUCAGGGUUUGAUCCUCUGGCUCAAUUCAUGAACCCUCACCUGACGCAGCCAAAACCCGAGCCCCCCCCCAACAUUACUACUGCCGGGGCCCCCGCCGCGUCCGCCCUCCUCAACGCAAACACACCCAGUGGCCCAAUGUCCAGUGAGACGCACCUGUUCCUGCACCAACACCCCACCACACCUUCACCAGCCAUCCACAACGCUCUGCCCCAGCAGCCAUCACGCCCGAGCAACCGAGCAGCGCCACUUCCUCCAAAACCCCCCCAGCCUCCCCCGUCCACGCUGCCCUCCCUGCCUUCAUCCUCCUCGCCGCAGCUUCAGCCGUCGCUCCCGCUCCCCCAGCCCGUCCCUCGCCCCCGCGUCCCUUCGCCCCCGUCGCACGGCAUCCUGGGAACCCUCUCUUCACAACCUCCCCAAGCCCUGCUGGAGGACGACGAUGAGCCGACGCCCACCAACGCUCAAACACCCCCCCUCAGUCAAGUCCACACCUUCCUGCAGUCGCUGCAGGCUCGACCCGCCGCGCAGCCGCUACAAACGCCCUCGCCUGCGCAGGGCGCCUCUCAGCUUAUGCGCGGGCAGGCUGUGACGACACCCCCUCCCGCCCUGACACAGAGACACAUCUCGGGCCACGCGCACAUGCGCCCGGCGAUCCCUCAGACACAUAUGCCGACAUCCCAGCAGCAGAAGGGGGUCGCCCUGCAGCAGAAGGUGCAACAGAUGCAGCAACAUCUACAGCAGAAGCAGCCGUCGCCGCGCAGCAAAGCUGAGCCUUUCUCAGGUUGCCUGCAUGAGAGCCCGUCUCCCCUGAUGCAUUCUCCUCAGAUGCCUCAGUUCCACGCGAUGGGACAGCCGUCACCUUCUCACGCCAGGAAACACGAGCAGAGGUCCAACCAGCUGCCGCUCAAAGAAGAGAAACCCUCCCAGUCUCCGGUGCUGCCCCCCCCGCCCUUCAGCCCCGCCCUGCGUCAGGACUCACACAAACACGACAGCAAACACAGAUCAGACCUGAAACCAGUGGACGCUCCUCGUCUCCCAGAAUCCCCAGCUCCGCCCUGCUCCCAGCAAGACAUCAAAAUCAAGCAAGAGCCCAAAACUCCCAUCGCUCCGAAGAAGACUCAGGAGGUGAAGGUGAAGAACAUGGGCUCCUGGGCCAGCCUGGCUCAGAGGUCACAGUCCACGCCGGCGUCCUCCGUGCGCUCCUCCAGCGACAGCUUCGAGCAGUUCAGACGCGCCGCCAGAGAGAAGGAAGAGCGAGAGCGGCAGCUGAAAGCUCAGGCUGAGCAGGCUCGCAGGGAGCAGGAGAAGCUCCGUAACCGUGACGAAGAUGACACCCCUGAGCAGACUCGGCGAGCACGAGAGGACGCCCGCCGUCGCCCUGAGCAACAGUCCCCUCUGGCUCCCACCCCGCCGGCCUCCACCCCGCCCACUCACUCUCCGCAGGCCCCGCCCACACAGCAGCAGGCCCCGCCCCCUCCCUCCCCAGCCGCUCUCGACCAGAGGGAGAUGGAACGCCGCCGCGAGCAGGAGCGGCGCCGAAGAGAAGCGAUGGCCGACACCAUCGACAUAAACUUCCAGAGCGACCUGAUGGCCAUAUUUGAAGAGAAUCUGUUCUGAGAGGGAGGAGAGACGGACCUGUAGACACACAGGCAGAUACACACACAUGCAGAUAAACCACAACGCUCUGAUCCACACACACACUCCCUCUCUCAGUAGUUGAAACAGCUGGCUUGUGUCAUGUGAGUGAGAGCGGGGAAGUGAACUAGAAAUGAGCGUCCCUCUCUCUCCUCCAGCCUCGGAUACGUUUUGGUGUUUCUGGUUGGAUAAUGAUGAGAUGGUCGUCAGGGGAAACGCUCGGCACAGAACUUUAAAAAACUAAACAUGGCGGCGAAGAGGAAGAAUUAAUUUAAUAAAUGAAAAUUACAAACACCUUAUUCUGUAAAGUGUGAGCGAGCAGGUGUUCCCUCGGAUCUCGUCUCUUUUUUAAAUUUGAAGUUGGAUUUUACCUGUGGGGGGGGCGGGGGGUUCAGAGGUCACCUGAGUGUUGUUUUCCUCAGGACGCGGUGGGAACGCAACACAUCACACACUUUUCUAAGACUUCACUUCCUGCUAAUUCUCUCUUCACUAAUUGGAGAGGGGGGGGGACCUUUGCCUUAGUGCUGUCUGGCCUGUAAACUCACAAUCACCCUACAAAUUAUACAUAUUAUAUAUAUAAAUAUAUAAAUAGAUACAUGAAUAUAUAUUAUAUACGACGAAAUGAAAAUGAAAAGGAAGGUGAGGAAUCUGAAUCCUGGGAGCGACGCUCGGAGGUUUGAUUUUGUAGAAUUUACUGUAAAGAAGAAACUUUUGUAAAAUGAUUGAGUUUCGUCUGUUCUCUCGUACCUUUCUUCUCGACUCUAUGCCAAAUCCAAUCUGUUGAGUGCUGAAAGUUCACAUUUUUUACAUUUAAAAUGCAUCUUCUUUUCACUUUAUAUUAAAGGCUAUGUUUUUAUUGCUAUUUAAUUUCGUCCUCUUUUUAAAUCUGCAGUUACGCAGCAGGUCUAGUUUGAGGAAGCGUGUGCAUUACAUCAUUACAUCUUUUUUAUUUCAUGUUUUUAUCCAUCUCGUCCUCCGUCUCCCUCCCGUCUGUGUUAUAGCUUCCUGUCCGUCUUCCUUUUGCUUUUUAUUCUCAAAUGUUCAGUAACUGUGUUUGGGAUGUCGUGUGCCAUUUGUGUUUUCUGGAAGCGGGAGAUUUUCCCGGUUUCCGUUAGUUUGGCCCAGAGAUCUGUGAGUGUUUUCAAAUCUAUAAUCGCUUUUUUAUUUUUAAUGUUUCAUUCUUUUCUUUUCUCUUUUCAUAUUUGAUUGUUUUGACUUUAGUUUUCUUCUCCUCUUGUUUAUUUCCCUGCAGAACAACCUGUUGGUAUGUUGGUGAGUGAGGCUUUGAGGUCAAUACAUUCAUCUUGUUCAGAUUAUGGAGUGCAGCUUCUUUUUUUAAGAAAAGUAUUAAAAUAAUAUUUAAAAACAAA